UAGGCUUGGGCUGCUAAGGUGGGCUUCUAUUGGGCCCAAAUACACGGCAACUGAUUAAAGCACACAACGCAGUCGAGAAUGGCCCCUUCCAAAAAAACACCAACAGUAGACCGUUGAGCCACUCCUCUGAACCUAACGGUAACAAAUCCGAUUUCUCCUUCAACCUGAAUCCCUUCUUCUUCUUCUUCUCCUUCUUCUUCUACUACAAUACAAUACGAUACAAUGGGCACCCUCAAAGGCUCCAAUAAUUUUGCCUCCGCUCGUAGACGAUGGAGUGAGGUAUUCGUCUCCCUCUUAGACAUGAUCGAUACCCAGAAAACCCAGAUCGAAUAUCUCCUUGAAAAAACAGACAUGUUCGAAGAUCGACUUAAAUCGCAGCGCGAACGGUUUCAAGACAAGAUCUCUCGGAUGAAAAGCGAAAUGGUUGUUCAAGAGAUGGUGUGUGAUGUUGAGGCAGCAUAUUGGGAUUUGACGUUGGGUCAGAAGCAGAGAGAUGCUUUUAACUACAAAUUUAAAUUAGAUGAUGCAGUCAGUGAAUUGGCGGAUUUUAGAGCAUGGUUUGACCACCUCUGUUCUAAGUGCAGUGACGCAAAUGAGAACAGUUCAAAGGUGACGGCCCUCUUGGCAGAGAAGGACUUUGUCUGGAACCAGUAUAAAAAGAGGGAGAGCGACCUCACUGACCGGUUGAAGAGUAAAAGUACUGAAGUUGAACAGGCAAAUGAGAAGAUACAGAAACUUCUUGCAAGUAUGGAGAUAUUGCAGUCCUCAAACAGUGAGAAAGAUCGUAUAAUACUAAAGUUGAAAACCGAACUUGAAGAAGCCUCAGUGAAAAAGAGUGAAGAAAUUUCUAGGCUUUCAAGAGAACUAGAGUUGUUAAGAAAGGGUAAAGGUGCUUCUGUUACACCAGUUUUACGCCGUUGCUCAACAAGAUCUCGCUCGAACGAAGGCAAUGAUGCAAGAAAUAUCAAUCUGAAGAGAGAAUCACAUCCUUCGCAAGUAGUUGAGAAGGGGUGCAGAAGUUCAAAGAGAACAGCAGUUGAACCCUUUCCCACUUCAGAGACUCCAAAAUUGUUCACAUCAGCGUUCAAAGUUCCUAAACUGAAGAAUUUAUCUCCUUGUGUUAUUUGACAUCUCAGGUCGCUGUUGUUUUAUUCAGUAGCUAUCUAUGCGUGUAAUAUGAUUGUUGGGGGUUAACUAAUUUAUGUGUCUAUUCUUCUUUGCUUUGUGUAGUUUAUGCGAUCGGCUUUGGGAUCAAAUGUAAUUUAUGCAUUCCAUUUUGGUGAUUCAAAGAUUCACCUUUUGACAUUGUAGACAAGAUUUUCGAUAGAUGUUCUUGGUUACUUCUCACGCAACCA
Rhododendron vialii is the source of this 1355-nucleotide messenger RNA. RefSeq lists its product as uncharacterized. The record is from RefSeq and is a predicted model, not a curated record. NCBI's taxonomy places the organism in Eukaryota, Viridiplantae, Streptophyta, Magnoliopsida, Ericales, Ericaceae. Bases 223 to 1128 code for a protein of 301 amino acids. The transcript has 5 exons.